AUGCGAAGGUUGUCGGCUUGCGGGCAGUGACAGCUGGCCUUCUCGCCAGACAUGAAAAAAGGAAUUUUUUGGUCUUUCUAUCCAGUAAUUUAUCACUAAAAUCACUAGAGAUUAUUGUUACAUUAGUAUUCCUAAAAAUAUAUCCAUUAAUUGCUGUGUAUUAGUUAUUGUGUUAUUCUGUUGUGCCGCGCCCAUUUGGAAAAAGAAAAUUCUGUGUGCGUUGCAAUUCUUUCCGGAUCAUUUUGCUAAAUUUUCCUGGGAAAGUGUAUCAGAAAAACAGGGAUUUCAGAGAAAUAUCUCAUGUGAUUGAAUGUGAAGGAGUAAGGAAAGACCAUGGAUAUUCUCGAUAUUGAUGAGAUUCUAAAAGAUGAUUCAUUUUGCAAUCUAUCGGCCGAUCAGAAAAUGGAUGAGUCGAUCACUAGCAUCCUGCAGCAAUGGAAGCAGAAUGAGGUGGCACUUGGUCCAAAAGGGACCAAACUCGUAGAUACUCGAACAUUUACGCGGCCUAAGAAACGCGGAAUGGGAGAGAGUGAUCAUGAGAGUGGUCUCCCUGCUUCUGGCAUAAACCUCCAAGUUGGAGGUCUUGUAACGAGCCUGCGGAGGAGUUUGAUAGGUGAAACUUCUCCGCCUAGUUCCUUUUGCUCUUCCGUUGACUCAAUGAACGAGGAGAUGCUGAAUAGUCUGAUCAAUAGUGGGGACUUCAAUAAUGUUAGUUUCUUCAUGGAGAAUAUGGAAGAGUCACCCAAUAUCAAUUUCAACGGGUACAAUCUUGAUGAUGUGAUCAGAGAUAGGCAAUUUAUCGACAAUCUCACAUCCAGCGAAGAUCAGACAUUUUCUAAGGAUGCCAGUAUAUCUCGAACGGAUGAUCACAUGGUAUCUGCUGAUUCUUCCGAUAGCAAUCCUCUAAUUGAUGUGACCAUGAAGCUCAAUCCGAACUUUGAGGGAACUUUUAUCACGAAAGACACAACAUUUAAUAUCUCCAAUCAGGUUUUGGAUAUGGAACCACGUGGUAGUGAAACUUUCAACUUGAUGGGCGAUACGUCCAUUGAGAAUGUUGUAGGUGAUGUAAAUGAAACUUUUAAGUGUGAUGCACCGAAGGGAAAUACAACGUUUGGCGUUAGUGUCGACAAAAAUGCCUCAGUGGAAGGAAAUAAUCUCACAUAUAUUGAAGGUAAACAUAUGAACCAGACGUUCAUUGAGCCUACGCAGGAGCCACCACCUAAAAGGGAUCAGCCGGAGAAGAUUGAUAACAAAACACCACCAGAUUCUUCAGAAUCGAUUUUUCAAUCCACUCCGUUGAAAUCAUCCAAAACGAAGGAAAAUCAAAAGAAAAUCAAUCUGUCGCCCAUAAAAUGUAUCAAUAUCAAUUCAUCUUUCAAUCUGAGUAAAGAGGGAAAUUUUGAAAAGUACCUCCAAGAGGCUACAGAUCAAAUUUUUACACCAGAUAAACUAUUGGAAAAGCCUCAAUUUGAACGGACUCUUGAAAGUCCUGAGGAUGAUGAGGAAGUUUUAGAGAGACGUCGUCUGCCCAUUCCCAUUAAUAUGUUGCGCGAGGAGGAGCGACAGUCUCUGAGGAAUUUUGAGGAGUAUGAAAAGACUUUAAUGCAGGAGAAUGACAAGGAAUUUGAUGAUGUAUUGAGUCGAUUUGCAACACUGGAACUGCGUCAGAGUAAUGAGAAGAUGCGUCAGAGUUUGGAUAGUAUCAAGAAGAGGCACUCUUUGGUGAACUUGGAAAAGCAGCAGCAGGAAGAUGAAAAUCGUGGGCAUGUGGACAGCAAUAAAUUGUCUGAAUCCAUUGGGAAGAGUCGGAGACUUUUGAGGAGGAGUCGAAUCUAUGAUGAAGUGAAUAAUUCACUCAAUCAAAGUCCAGAACGAGAGAAGGUGCAAGAAACUGAGCCACCAUCUCAGACUGAGCCUGAAAGGGUGGUGCCUCAUCAUCCUAGCAAAGGAAAUCGAGAUAGAUUCAAAACUAUUCGAAUUUUUAGACCUCCAGAUCAAAAUAGUCCUCAUCUUCCGGAUGCUGGUGAUACAACCAUUGAUGUCAACCCGGAAAUUCCCAUUGUGGUGCCGGAACCGCCUAAAGUGAUUGAAAUGGAGAAAAAAGUUAUUCCCAUGGAGCCCUCACAAGGCUUCAAGAAGCCCUCAGUUCCAGUGAGAAAUAUCCCAAAGCCCAAGUACUUCAAGAGUGCUCUUGCUAAGCCAAUGUCACAGCAAAAGUUCAAUUCAGCAGAUGAUUUGUUGGAUUCAGAAGAACCUGAGGCACGUCCUGCUGCGCAGUCACUUAAGAGUCCCAUGGGCAUCAAGUCAAAAUCAAUUCACAAUCUUCUCUCUGGGCAGAAAUCCAUGGCUUCCAUGGAGAAACUCAAUUCUAAUCAGUGUGAUUUUAAAUCCAGCGCAGAUGGAAUUAACAAGACUCAUCCGAAUAGUAAAUUAUCAUUAUUAGCGCCUUCCUCGAAAUUUGGGAAAUCCAAUCAAUCGCUGGCUCGAGUUUCUUCUAAGCAGCAGCAGCCUGCUUCAGACAUCGAACGACAUAAAAUCGAUUUAAGAACACAAGUGGGAAACAAUCAGAGCAAUAUUGGGAGUGCGAUCAUGAGGAAUAAUCCAAAGCGUCUGGGUUUGGUAAGACCAUCAUCCGGAUACUACAGCUACUCAGUCAGGAGGAAUGAUUCGGACACAGAGUCCGGAAGAUACUCACCACAAAGUCUGUCUUCUUCGAGUGCCAGCUCCAAGGGAAGCCUAAAUGUGCCGGAAGUGUCUCAGAAUCCCGAUACUAAUACCUUUGAUUCUCAUCAAUCAUAUAAUUCCCUGCAGCCGGACGCUAUGAAGCGCCCAAAUAGUGUUACAUCGAAAGUGCCUCGGCCCACGGGAUUGCGUCUUCCCUCGAAUUUCCGGACGGCUGGUGGUGCAUCAGCUGUCCCGAGACCUUCUGGCAUACCGAGGAGAUAAAGUAUUUUUGGAUUAUUCAUUAGGAUCGACCGUAGUGUCCAAGGAUUAUUAUACACAUUUCUCUCUAUGCCUUAAUCUUUAUGGAGUAACAACUUUUUUUUUAUUCAAUAAAAUAAAUAGAUUCUUAUGUUUUGUAUACAUUUGUACACGAUGCAAAGAAUCUGGAAAAAAUAGAGAAAACCACAUUUUGUAAACACA
Molecule: messenger RNA, 3144 nt
Organism: Phlebotomus papatasi
Lineage: Eukaryota; Metazoa; Arthropoda; Insecta; Diptera; Psychodidae
Gene: ssp2
Exons: 7
Coding region: 334-2946 (870 amino acids)
Source: RefSeq, a predicted model, not a curated record